Messenger RNA from Cercopithifilaria johnstoni, 3795 nucleotides. The record is from the annotation of a GenBank genome assembly. NCBI's taxonomy places the organism in Eukaryota, Metazoa, Nematoda, Chromadorea, Rhabditida, Onchocercidae.
AUGCCCGUAUGUUCAAUGGAUUUACGAGAAUCAAGGAAGUUUCCAGUAUGCCUAUCUCUCUUUAAUAUUAUCAUUGCUGCACGAGCCGUCUUCGUACAAUCAGGAAUUUUUGCCGAACAGGAAUGCCUAUUCGACUCGACACUACACUCCAAAUGGAAAGCAUGCAGUUGCGAAAAUCUUGACGGUGAGGGUAACAUCCACGUGAAAUGUCGCCGUCAACCGUGGACAAUUAUACCAACCAUUCCUUAUGAUAAUAGAUCACUUUUCUCUCAUAAUGAUACAGUUCAUAACAUUGUUGCAUUAACGGUUAUGCACAGUAAUGUGGCAUUUAUCAAUCAGGAUACAUUCAAACAUCACAAUAUCCAAAUUCUCGAUCUCACCGACAAUCACAUCGAAACAAUCAAUGUUAACGCUUUUCGCGGUCUUGAGAACAAACUUUAUCAACUAACAUUGAAUCAGAAUAGCUUGACGUCAAUACCAUCUUGGGCGAUGACAUAUCUUUACCAGCUGCGGUAUUUGCACUUGGUUCAUAAUAUGAUACCCGAAAUUAAAUCGAAUACAUUUGAUGAAACUCAACUCAAAAACCUUCAUUACUUACACCUCGACUAUAAUCAGAUAAGUAUGCUACCAAAAAAAUCGCUUCUACGACUUCCACUGCAAGUGCUGACGCUUUCAAAUAAUCGGAUCACUGAGAUUGAAAAACUGGCACUACCGACGACAGUAUGGUUCUUGGAUUUGAAAAAUAAUCUCAUCCCCGAGAUACCGUACCUCGCAUUACGAGAGUUGAAACAAUUACGCACUUUAGACUUGGAGAGUAAUAAUAUCACUGAAGUUACUAACAACCCCGAAGUGAAAUUUACUUCAGAAAUCGAUCUAAAACUAAGUAAUAAUCGAAUCAGACAUAUUAAAGAUAACGCUUUUGAUAGCUUCCAGAAGUUUGGUCGACUAGAUUUAAGCUACAACCAGAUUUCGACAAUCUCCGAAGCUGCCUUCAAUUCAAUCAGUGAAAUACGACAAAUAGACUUAAGCUACAACAGAAUAGUACAUAUACCAGCAGCAACAUUCAAAAAUAUGGCCAAAUCAUUGAAAUGGAUGAAUUUGGAAGAGAAUCAAUUACAUCAAUUACCAAAUGCACUGCAGCCGUUACGGACAUUGGAGAUUUUAAAUAUGAAUGGCAAUAGAUUGACUAUAUUGGAUAACAACACGAUCAAUGACCUGAAAACAGUUUUAACCGAGCUUCUCCUAGCAUUUAAUCGACUGACUGAGAUACCAACCCAAGUACUGAAUGGGAUGAGUAGGUUACGGCAUCUCGACUUAUCGAAAAAUAGGAUUCGGUGUGUGCAACGCUUGGCUUUCGGAAAAUUUGAUGGCACCGGGACAAGUUUACUAAAGUUGAAUUUGGCUGGAAAUCUAAUCGAAAAUAUUGCUGAAUCUGGUGCUUUCCUCUAUAUGAGUUCAUUAGCAUAUCUCGAUUUAUCGCACAACCGUAUCAGCUACCUUAAUGAUAAUGCCUUUGAACGACUCGAGGGCCUCGAAACCCUUUUUUUGCAGAGCAACCAACUCAAUCAAUUUCCCAUCACUGCUCUUGGUAAUAUGAAACGGCUACAUUAUUUACUUCUGGACGAUAAUCCGAUAAGGGUUCUACCUGAUUAUGUUCUUCACGGUCUUCGAUAUCUGCAACGGCUAUCGCUCACCCGUACAGAACUUCUGCAUAUCACAGAUCGCACAUUCUCUGGUCAUUUUGCACCAAAUUUACGUUCCUUGAAUUUCGCUUUCGGCCACAUUGAUUAUAUUUCUACCGCAGCAUUCAAUGGAAUGGAGAAUUUGGAACAACUAGCACUUAACAACAACAAGCUAACAAGUAUUCAGACACUAACAUUUUCGUCGCUACGUAAUCUACGCCAGCUCAGUUUGGCAGGAAAUGCGAUCAACAUGACAAUGGAACGGUCAAUAACUGAUAUACCAACCCUAGAGAAUUUGUCAUUGGCUCGAAAUCGUCUGACGCAACUAAACAAAGCAACAUUCGUAAAUUUAAAUAAUCUGGAGCAACUCGAUUUAAGCUACAAUCAACUUCGGACAUUUGACUUUACAUUCUUGGCUCAAAGUCUGGUGAAUGUCAAACAUCUUGACCUAUCACACAAUCGAAUCAUUACGAUUGACUUGCACUCAGCAAAACGAACUUUGAUGUAUCUGAACCUAGCACAUAAUCAAUUACAAUCGAUCGGGAAAAAUAUGCUGUAUGAUUUUAGUCAACUAAAAGUCCUCAAACUAGAUCAUAACGAACUGAUUGAACUACACGGCAACGCAUUCGCAAUGUGUAGACGGCUCAGCGAACUCGACUUAUCUCAUAACCAUCUCAGGAUAUUGCAAAAAGGCAUCUUUGCAAAGCAGAAUAUUUACGACAGUCUUAUAUUGCGAAAUAAUGCCAUCAUUAGCUUGGACAUGGACACAUUUGGAGCCAAUAAUGUUCACAAACUUGAUCUCGCUUAUAAUGAACUCAAGAAAAUACCUCAACACGCAUUCAGUUCAAUUCAAAAUAGCCUUACUAAACUGAAUCUAAGAGGAAAUGGAAUCAAAUCGAUAAAUGCAUAUGAUUUCGAUGAUAUGGAGAAUCUAGCGGAAUUAAUUUUGGCCGAUAACCAUAUCGAAAUAAUUGAGGAAGCGGCAUUUUCAAAGAUGCAAAAGCUGAUAAAACUGGAUCUUAGCCACAAUCCCAUUACGUCAUGGAAUCCACACGCAUUCCGAGACUUGAGUAACGCUAUUAAAACACUUGAUCUAGCAAAUACAGGUUUAUUUUCACUACCGAAAAUUGAUAACCACGGACUUCGACUUCUGAAUAUUAGCAACAAUAAGAUUCAUGAAGUGAAUGCGGCACAUCUCAUCAACAAUCGAAAAUUGGCAACAUUAGAUAUCUCUUACAAUAAUUUUAAAAAACUUGAUCCAGAAAUGUUAGCCGAACUUGUUGAAUUGAAACAUCUGAAUAUUACCGGGAAUCCAGUUAUCACAAUCACGGAGAGACAUCUUCAAAAUCUAUAUAAUCUUGAAACGCUCAGAUUAUGCCAUAUGGAAAAGUUGCUUCGUCUACCGGAACCACAUUCGUUUCGAAACUUACAUCAUCUUCGAAAUCUUUACAUUUACAACCUUCCUAAUGUGCAGGGUUAUAACAUAUCAGAUAUCCUCAAACAUCUACCUCCAUUACGCAUUCUGGCUGUAGAAAUCAAGGAAACACGCUUAACAACGCAGAUGGACAGUGCUGACUUUAGAUUACUAAGAAAAAUUAUAAUCACCGGGAAACAGUUAUUUAAAAUCGAUACAGGUGCAUUUGCGCAGCUACGUGGUUACAGAGUAGACUUAACGGUACGUGACACCGGAAUCGAAAUAUUUCCAUCGUCCGCAUUCAAUACCUUAACUGCCAUUAGUUUCCUAUCUCUUUCACUACAGAACAACCACUUACAAACCUUCGAACCAUUUCCGCAUACCAAACCACCUGUGCUUAAUCAACACGGUACUAUAUUGUAUGAUCUACAACUAACGGGUAACCCGAUCACAUGUGACUGCAGACUUAAUUGGAUUGGUAAGUGGGUUGAAUAUUAUCAAAGUGUUAAUUCAGCCUACGAACAACCCCUCAAUGACACCUACUGCGCUGAUCAGGUCGGUGACAGUGCAACGCUUCAUAAUGCCUACUCAUCAACGGAUCGUAUAGUGUGCACAGCAGACAAUAUCACCGGCAGUUGUCAAUCAAUAUGUACUCUCUUUAACCUUUUAUUUCCACUUUUGUUGAUAAUUUUGAAUUAA